UAUUUCACCAUUCUUCUUCAAUAUCUUCAAUUCCAAAGAGAAAAAAUGGCUAUGAAGAUCCCCACCAUUGAUUUCAAUCAGCUCACUGGAGACAACAAGGCUAAUGCCCUCUCUGUCCUUCAUGAAGCUUGCCAAAAUUGGGGCUUUUUUUUAGUAGAGAACCAUGGGAUUGAAGAGAGGGUGUUGGAGAAGGUGAAAUUUUUGGUAAAUAAACAUUAUGACGAUAAUAUGAAAGAAGAGUUUUAUAAUUCAGAUGUGGCCAAAAAUUUAGGCAAAAUGGCAUUAACAAAUGUGGAUUGGGAAAGCACCUUCUUCAUUUGCCAUAAACCAACCUCAAACCUCUCACAUUUUACCAACAUCUCACAACAUCUUUGCAAAGCAAUGGAAGAAGAGUACAUUCCCGAAGUAAUAAAGAUAGCAGAGAAGCUUGCAGAGCUAAUGUCCGAAAAUUUGGGCCUACAGAAAGCCCACAUUAAGCAACUAUUCAACGGAACCAACGGCCCAUCCGUUGGAACAAAAGUUGCGAAAUACCCAGAAUGCCCUCGCCCGGAGCUGGUCAGAGGCCUCCGGGAGCACACCGAUGCCGGCGGAAUCAUCCUCCUCCUCCAAGACGAUCAAGUCCCUGGCCUGGAGUUCCAAAUUGACGGCGGAUGGUUCAAAAUCCCGCCGUCCAAAAACAACGCCAUUUUCGUCAACAUCGGCGACCAAAUCGAGGUGCUCAGCAAUGGCAAAUACAAGAGCAUUUUGCACCGCGUUUUGGCGGAGAAAGACGGCAGCAGGCUCUCCAUUGCUACGUUUUAUAAUCCGGCGACGGAUGCCUUGAUUUCUCCGGCGCCGGAGCUUCUUUACCCUGGCGGCUACCGGUUUGGGGAUUAUUUGAAGUUUUAUAACACUACGAAAUUUGGGGAUAAAGAGAGGAGGUUUUCAGACUUUAUGAAGAAAAUGUGACUGGUGUGAGUGUCACGUGCGGGUUUGUUCUUUUAAUUUUUAUUUUUCAAAUAAAUAAUGUUGAAUUGAAACCUUGAAGCGAGAAGGAUGAAGAGAGACCAGGGAGAUAUUGUAUCAACAAAAUAAAGAUUAAAUUAUAAAAAAUAUCUUUGAACUU
Benincasa hispida (wax gourd) is the source of this 1105-nucleotide messenger RNA. Its product is annotated as ACC oxidase 1. Lineage: Eukaryota; Viridiplantae; Streptophyta; Magnoliopsida; Cucurbitales; Cucurbitaceae. The record is from RefSeq and is a predicted model, not a curated record.